CCCGCCCCCGCCAGACGUGUGUGCGCGUGUGUUUGCGUCCCGCGCGGGCUGCACGCCCUCCUCCUCCUCCUCCUCCGCGCCUCCCGCCCCCGAGGCCCGGCUGCUGCCCCUGCGCCCCUGGUCCGUGGGGCGUCGCGAGCCGACAUGGGCCGGGAAGAGGAGCUGCUGAGAAUCGCCAAAAAGCUGGAGAAGAUGGUAGCCAGGAAGCACACGGAAGGGGCCCUCGACCUUCUGAAGAAGCUGAACAGCUGUCAGAUGUCCAUCCAGCUACUCCAGACAACCAGGAUUGGAGUCGCCGUUAAUGGGGUCCGGAAGUACUGCUCAGACAAAGAGGUGGUGUCUUUGGCCAAAGUCCUCAUCAAAAAAUGGAAGCGGCUGCUGGACUCCCCUGAGUCCCCCAAAGGGGGAAAAGAAGAGGAAAGAGAAAAAGCCAAGAAGAAAGAAAAAGAACUUGACUGUUCCAAUUGGAAGUCAGAGGCAGGCCUUUCUCCACCAAGGACAAAACAAGGAGAAGAGCCCAAAGACAGGAGAGACUCUGUGGAUUCCAAGUCUUCUUCGGCCACCUCCUCUCCAAAAAGGCCCUCGAUGGAAAGAUCAAACAGCGGCAAAUCGAAAGCGGAGACCUCCCCCAAAACACCCAGCAGCCCCUCGAGCCCCACCUUUGCCUCCUCCAUCUGCCUCCUGGCACCUUGCUACCUCACAGGGGACUCUGUCCGGGACAAGUGUGUGGAGAUGCUCUCGGCGGCCUUGAAGGCGGAUGAUGAUUACAAGGACUAUGGAGUCAACUGUGACAAGAUGGCAUCAGAAAUUGAAGAUCAUAUCUACCAGGAGCUCAAGAGCACAGAUAUGAAGUACCGGAACCGGGUGCGCAGCCGAAUCAGCAACCUCAAGGACCCCAGGAACCCUGGGCUGCGGCGGAACGUGCUCAGUGGGGCCAUCUCCACCGGCCUCAUUGCCAAGAUGACGGCAGAGGAAAUGGCCAGUGACGAGCUGCGGGAAUUGAGGAACGCCAUGACCCAGGAGGCUAUCCGUGAGCACCAGAUGGCCAAAACGGGCGGCACCACCACUGGCCUCUUCCAGUGCAAGAAAUGCAAGAAGAAGAAUUGUACCUAUAACCAGGUGCAGACACGCAGUGCUGAUGAACCCAUGACGACCUUUGUCUUAUGCAAUGAGUGCGGCAAUCGCUGGAAGUUCUGCUGAUAGAACUGCCAGCCAGGAUUUCAGUGAACAAGUUGAGGAAGAACAAAGAGAAAGCACUAAGCCAUCGUAACUGGAGAAAAAAUAAAAUAAAAUGUAAAAUGAAGAAAAACGCUGAACUCUGAAUGGGGUACUAGGGAUCAGAGGGAGAAGCCUUUCACAAAUUAAUCCCCGGUUAUGAAUACUGAUUGGCUAAUAGAGGGAACCCAAUUGGGAUACCAUGCGAAGAGUCUGUGUUCACAAACCUCUUGUAGAAAUCAGAGACUCAGGUGUCAAAUCUUUGACGCGCUGGCAGACCUUUGCUUUGCGUCCCUUCCCUCACAUCCCAACCUCCCAGCCUUUGCUGAAUUGAAAAAUAAAAUAACAGACGGAUGCAA
Molecule: messenger RNA, 1574 nt
Organism: Myotis lucifugus (little brown bat)
Lineage: Eukaryota; Metazoa; Chordata; Mammalia; Chiroptera; Vespertilionidae
Gene: TCEA3
Product: transcription elongation factor A3
Exons: 11
Coding region: 145-1200 (351 amino acids)
Biological process (GO): transcription elongation by RNA polymerase II; DNA-templated transcription
Cellular component (GO): nucleus
Molecular function (GO): zinc ion binding; nucleic acid binding; protein binding
Source: RefSeq, a predicted model, not a curated record